AUGACCAUCCUCGACGACAAGCAAGCCAUGGCCCGGCGCCAAGCUCAGGCGCGGGCCGAUGCACAGGCGCGACAGCAGAGGACGGCCUCCAUGGGGGGUCCGGGCAGCAUCUCGGAAGAGUCCCUCAUCACCGACGGCUUUGUCAUUCCUGACCUGGACGUGCCCAGUGAAGCUCCGCCGGCCUACGGCGACCAGGUAGAUAGGGUCACCUUUACGCAGCCCGGCUUUCAGGCCGGCGCCGCCGUGACGGGUGACGGUCGUGUCAACAUCAACAUCAGCACCAAGAACCGCCGUCUCGCGGAGCUGCUCGCCCCCGUCGUCGACAGGCAAGUCUCCGUAGUCGAGUCCCAGCAGCCGCUGCCCCCGGCCUAUAUCCCGCCCAGCCUCGGAGGUCUACCCGGGCAGACGCCCCCGCCGGCGCUCAAUAUCGUCAUACAGAUUGUCGGUUCCCGCGGUGACGUUCAGCCCUUCGUCGCCCUCGGCAAGACACUCCGCGACACUUACGGCCACCGCGUCCGCAUCGCCACCCACGCCACGUUUCAGAAAUUUGUCGAGGAAAACGACCUCGAGUUUUUCAGCAUUGGCGGCGACCCUGCCGAGCUCAUGGCCUUCAUGGUCAAGAAUCCCGGUCUCAUGCCCGGAUUCGACGCCCUCAAGAGCGGCGAGGUCAGCAAGCGGCGCCGCGGCAUCGAGGAGAUUCUCAUGGGCUGCUGGCGCUCGUGUAUCGAGCCGGGUAACGGUCUGGGCCCUCCACCAAAGCCACACGCGCGGUCCGCGCCGACGAAUUACUCUGCAUACGAGGUGCCUGGCAAUCCAGCGGAUCGGCCCUUUGUGGCGGAUGCCAUCAUCGCAAACCCGCCGAGCUUUGCACACAUUCACAUUGCCGAAAAGAUGGGCAUCCCGCUGCAUAUGAUGUUUACCAUGCCUUGGACGCCCACACGAUCGUUUCAGCACCCGCUUGCCAACAUUCAAUCUAGUAACCUCGAUGAUACCCUAACCAAUAAUUUGACUUAUACCCUCGUCGAAAUCAUGACCUGGCAAGGCCUCGGCGACGUCAUCAAUCGCUUCCGUGAAAAGGCCCUCGAGCUGCCCGAGCUGUCACCGUUGUGGGCGCCCGGCUUACUGACGCGGCUCAGAAUAUCCUAUACUUACUGCUGGUCACCUGCGCUCAUCCCCAAACCCAACGAUUGGGGCAACAAUAUUGACGUGUCUGGCUUUUACUUUCUUGAUCUCGCUUCUUCAUACACUCCCGACCCAGAGCUCGACGCUUUCCUCAAUGCUGGCUCGCCGCCCGUCUAUAUUGGCUUUGGCUCCAUCGUCGUCGACGAUCCUAACGCCAUGACGCGCAUGAUUUUUGACGCUAUUCACCUUGCUGGCGUCCGCGCCCUCGUCUCCAAAGGCUGGGGAGGUCUGGGAGCCGAAGACGUCGGUCUUCCGGAAGGCGUCUACAUGCUCGGCAAUGUGCCCCACGACUGGCUCUUCCAGCACGUCUCCGCCGUCGUGCACCACGGCGGCGCCGGCACCACUGCAGCCGGCAUUAAGGCCGGCAAGCCGACCUUUGUCGUGCCCUUUUUCGGCGACCAGCCCUUCUGGGGCUCCAUGAUUGCGCGCUCCGGCGCCGGCCCGGACCCCGUCCCGUACAAGGAUCUCACUGCUGAGAAGCUCGCCGAGGCCAUUAAGAUGUGCAUCGAGCCGGGUACGAUGGAGCAGGCCAAGGUGCUGGGGCAAAAGAUUAGAGAGGAAAAAGGGACGGACGAGGGCGGGUAUAGCUUCCACAAGCACCUCGAUGUGGACAAGCUGCGCUGCUCUCUCGUGCCGAGCCGUGUCGCUGCGUGGCGUGUGCGCAGAACAAAGGUUCGAUUGAGCCCGCUCGCCGCCAGUGUUCUCGUCGAUCACAAUGUUAUCAAAUACACGGAUCUCAAAUUAUACCGCCCAUGCGAGUUCAACACUGAUGAUCAGCCUACUGAUCCAUUGACUGCCGGCGCGGCCGCCCUUAUGCUGUCUAUAGGAACCAUUGGCAUGGCUAUUGCGGACAUGCCGAGGGAGUUGUGGAAAACCCACAAGAAAUACAAAAAGGACAGCGACAGCGCGUCGAGACCGACAGAAUCGUCCAGCCACCUCUCGCAAAGCGAUCAUCGCCCUUCUACGUCGCGAGAUGUGAAUGUUUCGCAAACCUCUCUAUUGACGCCAUAUCGCCCAUCUACGUCGACAGAUGCAUAUGAUUCCCAGACGUCUCUGUUGGCGGUAAAUCGCCCAUCUACGUCGACAGAUGCAAACUCCCAGACAUCUCUGUUGGCGCCAGAUCGCCCAUUUACGUCUACGGAUGCGAAUGCUUCUCAGACAUCUCUGUUGGCGGGAAGCCGCCCAUCUACGUCGACAGAGGCGAAUGCCCCCCAGCUCCCUUUGUUGGCGGCACAUCUCCCAUUUACAUCGGCAGAUGUAAAUGUCUCUCAGUCCUCUCUAUCGACGACAAAUCGCCCAUCGACGUCGACAGAUGCACAUGCUUCUCAGUAUUCUCUACCCACGGCACACACGCCAGACACGCCACUUGCCACUGGCGCCCUGACACCUACAGGGCAGAGAGAAUCCCCCGAGGCCACGCCCCCAAGCCAGGCAAAUCUCCGCGAGGAGCACUUGUCACCAGGUGUAUCCUUUGGUAUUGAUAGCGCCGUGGGCACGGCGAGAGGUGUUAACAGAAUUAUUGAGGCGGGCGUCAAGUCACCCAUGAAUUUUUGCCUUGGAUUAGCCAAGGGAUUCCGCAACAUGCCGCGUCUAUAUAAUGACGAUCUGGUGCGCCCCGUCGAAAAGGUGACCGACCUGUCUUCUGGCAUCAAGGUCGCCGGCAAGGAGCUUGGGUACGGCUUCUUUGACGGCAUUUCGGGCUUGGUACGACAACCACUGCAUGGUGCGGAAAAAGAAGGCGCCGUUGGCCUCGUCAAGGGCUUUGGAAAGGGUAUCGGUGGCCUGAUCCUGAAGCCCGCUGCCGGCAUCUUUGGUCUCCCUGGCUACGCCAUGCAAGGCGUCCACGCCGAGUUUGGCAAGCACAUGAGCCGCAGCGUAUACAAUUACAUCAUCUCGUCCCGCAUCAAACAGGGUGAGAUGGACUUUUUGCAUUCCUCUGACGGCGAGUGCGAGGAUAUCCUGCGUCGUUGGAACACGGUCAAGUUUGACCUUUCAAGCUUCUACGACCUGAAGCGCAGAAGGGGCGCAACCGAGGGGCCGUUCCCGCCGCCACCGCCGCUGCCCACGGACGACAGCAGCGACACCGUGUCCAUCAUGGAUAAGGGCUUCUCUAAACCCCGUACCGGUUGGUUCCAGACGCGUCAUCUGUCGUCGGUGCAGCGUAAGCGCAUGCAGGAAGAAAAGCAGACAUGGAAGCGCGGCUAUGUGGAGUCGCUGGUGCCCGGCGCGCCGCUUUCUACUGCGACGUCGGCCGACAAAAUAAACUGGGUUCAAGAAAUAGAUGAAGUGGAGCGCGCCAUCCAAGCCUCUGUCAGGGAAACAUCAAAGGGUGUUGUCGAGGAUGACGCUGAAAUUGAAGCUGCCAUUCGUGAGAGCCUGCGUGUCAUGCGCGAGAGCGGCGCUCUGCCUGCGACGGGCUGGAUCGACGAAAAGAAUCGGCGCAACGAUGACUCGUCUAUUUUUGAAGAUGAAGAGUUCAAGAUUACCGAUGAGGAGUACCAGGACCUUAUUCAGUCCGCCAUGCGGCAGAGCCUCGUUGAGGAGUAUGGGUACUCUGCUGAGGAACUAGGUCUUGAAUCCUCGUUGCCGUCUUUUACUGGCACACCCUUGUCGCAACCCGUGCUGACCGAGGAGCCUGCACCAAUGGAUGACUUGUACGGCGCCGACGAAGCAUCGAGCUACCAACGAGAGCUGCCCGGCCACGAGCCCGCCUCCGAUUCACAGCAACAUGCGGUCGAGCUCCCAGCACGCGAUAUCGAAGAAGAGGAAGAAUAUCAGCUGCAGCUCGCCAUUGCCGAGUCCAAGCAGGAGAUGGAGCGAAAGGAGACGGAGCGCAACGAGGAGGACAUUGUGCUCGAGUACAUCAAAAAGCAGAGCUUGGCGGAGGAAGAGUUUCGAAAACGAAGCAAGGGGAAGGGGGUUAGCACGGAUGCAGAAAAUGAAGAAGAAGAUGAAGAGCUGAGACGAGCUAUGGAGGAAAGUCUGAAAAUGAGCCACAGUGGCGGCGGCCAGGGCAGUGGCAGCGGGAGCGGGAGCGGGAGCGGCCGGGGCAGUGGCAGCGGAUUUCGCGGCUCCUCUGCAGCAGGACCCUUCUGA
This is a messenger RNA of Beauveria bassiana ARSEF 2860, 4278 nucleotides long. RefSeq names its product Glycosyl transferase, family 28. Gene Ontology annotation, biological process: carbohydrate metabolic process. Gene Ontology annotation, molecular function: UDP-glycosyltransferase activity; hexosyltransferase activity. The transcript is spliced from 3 exons. The record is from RefSeq and is a predicted model, not a curated record. NCBI's taxonomy places the organism in Eukaryota, Fungi, Ascomycota, Sordariomycetes, Hypocreales, Cordycipitaceae. Bases 1 to 4278 code for a protein of 1425 amino acids.